This is a messenger RNA of Gigantopelta aegis, 2340 nucleotides long. RefSeq names its product tigger transposable element-derived protein 4-like. Gene Ontology annotation, cellular component: nucleus. The transcript is spliced from 2 exons. The coding region runs from base 319 to 1839 and encodes 506 amino acids. Gene Ontology annotation, molecular function: DNA binding. NCBI's taxonomy places the organism in Eukaryota, Metazoa, Mollusca, Gastropoda, Neomphalida, Peltospiridae. The record is from RefSeq and is a predicted model, not a curated record.
ACGUUCGAUAGACUGGAUUAUACGUUAAACUAAUUAUAAGCACGUCGGGGGCCAGUCAAAUAGUUGGCGUACGUUAGCGUCGAUUGGUGUCGCUGAACACGCAAAUUAAUACUCUAAAUUGCUACACCUGACAAAACGUUUGCGAGCUUUUUCUUUGAUAACAUAUUAAAAUAACUCUUAACAGUUGCCACUCAAGAGCUGCCUUUAUUUCAGGCACAAAGUGAAACAGCUUGUGUUAAAAGGUUAUUGGGAUCAAGGACGGCUAAAAGGUGAAAUAGACUUAUUUAAAAAAAAAAAGCAAACAAAAAAAAGCGCUCCAUGGCCAGUCCAGUGAGAGAAAAUCCAAAAACGUCAUUUACAAAAGUGAGUAAAAAACGUAAACGUGUUGAGCUGUCAUUGUCCGAGAAGGUGAAUGUUAUAGAUCAGCUUAACAAGAAAGUUCCACAGACCAAAGUUGCUCAACAAUUUGGAGUUUCACAGGCACAGAUUUCACGAGUAGCAACCAAUAAAUCUAAAAUCUUGUCCCUUUGGGAACGGAGUGAAAACCCAAACCGAAAAAGACAACGGUUUGGAAAAAAUACAGAUGUCGAAUCAGCUAUGAAAAGCUGGCUUGUGGAAGCCCGCAAUAACAACAUUCCACUUACAGGGAUAGUUCUGAAGGAAAAGGCGAAGACAUUAGCGCAAACACUAAACAAACCCGACUUCAUACCUACAAGUGGAUGGAUUAGUCGAUGGAAAGAAAAAUGUUCUUUGUCAACGAAAAAGCCGAAAAAAGUCGAAGAUUUGCAUGCUGCUGAAAAAUGGGUCAAUGAAGAUAUCCCCAAACUGCUGAAGCAAUACAGCCCAAAUGAUGUAUAUACUGCAAAAGAAACCGGUCUGUAUUUCCGUGCCACACCAGAGGGAAUUUACGUUAUAAAAAGUGAACAGAAAAAUGAUAAAAGUACAGAAGAGGACAAGAUGACUGCACUUGUUGCCUGCAAUAUGUCGGGAACCGACAAAAGACGUCUACUGCUUAUUGGUGAAAACAAAAUCCCCAGCUGUGUUACUGGUAUUCCUGUCGAUUACAUGCUCAGUAAGCGUGCCUGGAUUACUAGCGACAUAUUUAGACAGUGGUGCUUUAAUUUGGACAGAGAUAUGAAAUCCCAGAAAAGAAAGAUUGUGCUAAUUGUCAACCAUUGUUCUGAACACCCAGUGGACCUUGUUUCAAAGCUUGAUCACGUCAAACUUCUUUUCUUCCCGCUAAACACAAAACAACCUUGUGAGCAAGGAAUCUUGACCAGUCUGAAAUAUCUGUACAAGAAACAGAUUGUGCAUCGCAUCGUGGCUGAACUUAACAUCGGAAACAACAUAGAGACAAAUUCCUGCGUACGAGAAAUAAGUCUACUGGAUGCAAUCCACAUGCUUCAAAAAUCGUGGAUUGAAGUUACAAAGGAAACUGUUAUCAGCUGUUUCAGAAAAGCAGGGUUUCAAUUGGGAAGUGCAGAUGAAGAUGUACCAGAAACUGAUGAACAUUAUACGGCACCUGACGGAAUAAGCCAAUUGGAGUUUGACAAAUUUGUCAAAGUGGACGAGAACAUACCGUGUUUUGGCAUACGGCCCGAUGAUGAAAUCUGUGCCAGUAUUCUGAAUGCUGAAACAUUGGGUCAGUCAGACGAAAACAACGACAAGGAAACAAACGAGUUAACCAGGACAACAGGGUCUGACGCGUUGAAAUCGCUGGUGACUGUCAGACGAUAUCUGGAGUGUCGUGGCGUAGUGAACUUCGAAGCCUUCUAUUCAUUGGAAACUACAGUUCAGUCAGUGAUUCGAGGUGCAGCGAAGAAAAGAACCAAAGAGUGACUAUAUAGUAUAAUAGUCUUCAGAAACUUCUUCGAACAUUCAUAAGUGAGCGUUCGACAAAUCCACUAGCCCUUGGUCCCGGCUAGUAAAUAUUUGGUCUGGGCUAGUGGAAAUUAUUAACUGUAUUACUAUAAUACAUAGGGCACUAGCCAAGGUUUAUUUGAGGGCUAAUGAUACAUAGGGCACUAGCCAAGGUUUCUGUGAGGGCUAAUGAUACAUAGGGCACUAGCCAAGGUUUCUGUGAGGGCUAAUGACACAUAGGGCACUAGCCAAGGUUUCUGUGAGGGCUAAUGACACAUAGGGCACUAGCCAAGGUUUCUGUGAGGGCUAAUGACUUUCUCAAACAUUUGUCGAAUACUGCAUCUGGGGCGAGACGGACCCCAUUGGUAAAGUGCUUGCUUAAUUGAGGCGCUGUCGGUUUGGAAUUGAUCCCUGUCAAUUGGGCUAUUUCUUGCUCCAGCUCGUGCAUCAAAGGCUGUGGUACAUGUAUGUGCUGUCCUG